Ceutorhynchus assimilis (cabbage seed weevil) is the source of this 372-nucleotide messenger RNA. The record is from the annotation of a GenBank genome assembly. NCBI's taxonomy places the organism in Eukaryota, Metazoa, Arthropoda, Insecta, Coleoptera, Curculionidae.
AUGACUUAUGAAGACUUCUACGAUUUGAAAAUUUUGCAAGAAGAAUACGGGAGUAACUUUUCAAUAAAUACCGAAAACGAAAAGGUUAAAUGGCUCGAUAUAAAAAUGCUCAGAGUGGAAAAGGAAAGCCCAAAAAGCUUUUUUUACAAAAACUCUUAUGAGGAUGCAACAUUUAAAAUGGUUAACAUUUCUAGAGGAAAAAAUACCAGAGGCAAAGAAAACUCCGAACGCAAAGUGCGUUUGGUCAAAGCCUAUGCUAACAGAAUUCCACUAAGUGACAAUAAAAAAAGAGAUCUUAAAGAACUUGCCGAAAAGAAUAUAAUUCCUAAAUUUCACUAUAACACGUAUUUUAAAAAUGUUUUAGAAAUCUAA